UAUAUUAGUUAUCAAUGUCCUGUUUGAUUUUGCUGAGCAUGCACUUCAUAAUAGUUUCGCAAGGCGUCUCUCUAAUGAAACCCUAAUGGUAGUAAUGGAGCUUCGUGACCCAAAAUGGCCGACGGUGGCAAAAAGUUGCUGAAGAUACUCUGUAUCCAUGGCUACAGACAGAAUGCUCAGACAUUCAGAGAACGGACAGGAGCCUUCAGAAAAAUCCUGAAGAAGCAUGCUGAACUCGUGUUUGUCACUGCCCCACUGCCUGUGAAGCCAUUGGAGAACAAUGAUGAAGAAGGGGGAGCUAUUGGUGCCAGCAAGGAAGAUCAGUAUGGGUGGUGGUACUCAUCUAAUGAUGACAGCUUCCAUGCCCAGGACUACACUGAUGUGUGCAAAGGGUUUGACCAGUCUGUAGAAGUGGUGAAGAAGGUGUUCAAAGAACAGGGCCCAUUUGAUGGUGUGCUAGGGUUCAGUCAAGGAGCUUCUUUUGUGGCCAUGCUUUGUGCACUCAGGGAAAAGAAUGAAGAGCCAUUUGUGUUUGAUUUUGCCAUCAUGGUGGCAGGGUUCCGCAGCAGGUCUUCUCAGCAUGAUGAGCUGUACAGCACCAAGAUCACCUGUCCAACACUACAUGUUUACGGGGACACUGACAGGGUUAUACAAAAAGAGAUGAGUGUAGAAAUGUUACAGUACUUCAAGGAACCUGUAGAGUUGAACCAUCAAGGAGGUCACUUUAUACCAACAUCAGCACCACAGAAGAAAGUCUACUUGGAUUUUCUCAACACUUUUCUGGCAAAGAAAAAUAGUUGAA
Molecule: messenger RNA, 802 nt
Organism: Branchiostoma floridae (Florida lancelet)
Lineage: Eukaryota; Metazoa; Chordata; Leptocardii; Amphioxiformes; Branchiostomatidae
Product: esterase OVCA2-like
Exons: 10
Coding region: 115-801 (228 amino acids)
Biological process (GO): response to retinoic acid
Cellular component (GO): nucleus; cytoplasm
Source: RefSeq, a predicted model, not a curated record